Molecule: messenger RNA, 558 nt
Organism: Paramecium octaurelia
Lineage: Eukaryota; Ciliophora; Oligohymenophorea; Peniculida; Parameciidae
Source: the annotation of a GenBank genome assembly
AAUUAAUAAUAAAGACGGAAAUGAAAUUAAAGAACUACAAUGAGGAUAUUCGAUUCAAAGUAAGGCAGCGAUAUGCUACGAUAUCCGAUUGGAUGUCAAAAACUAUUGAUUCUGAAAGUGUACCUGAAGUGAAACCUAGAUCUCAUUAUAGCACAGCAAAUAAAAUUCAACCGUCUGCUAUGAUUUCACUAAAGUUUCCUUUUCGUUUUUAUAAUUAGACCAAAGAGCAUGGAUACAGUUUUAAAUCGUCAACCAAGACUUUCCUAAUCUCAAUAACCAACAAUUUUACAAUCAUCAAAAUUCUAUAGAAAAUUUAUUGAUCCAAAUUACAUUACUCGCUCUAUCGAUUAUUCGGAAUUAGGAGAUUCCAAAAAUAAUAUAAAAAAGAAGAAACUCUAUUAAAAUUAGAGAGUAAAUAGAUAAUUCGAGGCUGUUUUUAAUAAGAUGAAACUCAUUUUAGAUUCAUACAAUAAUAGGGAAAGAGCCCUUUUAUAAUAUAUUUCUAAAUUAUAACAAGAAAUAGUUACUUUAAAAUAAGGGCAUAAUUAAACUCUUUGA